ACUGUGUGUCAGCAGCAUUUCCUGAGUCCGCCUAUUCUUGAUAUCCAGAGUAUUUGGUCAUGACUACACAAGAAACUCUUCGAACGUUACUGGAAAAUCUCGAGGCAUACAAGCCUACUAUAUUACCAUCGCCAAAACACCAACGUCGGAGAGCAUGUGUUUCCAUAAUCAUCCGUUGGACGGGCCAUGAACAUAAUUACAAGGACAAAGAACCAAUGGCGACAUCUUGGAGACAAUUUUUGGACAAGCCUUGGGUGACAAACAAUAAGAGUGGAGGGCCUGAGCUCCUAUUUAUGCAACGUGCAACACGGACGGGUGACCGUUGGUCUGGCCAUGUAGCGUUCCCAGGAGGCAAGAACGAGAAAGAUGAAACGGACAUUGAGACUGUGGUGCGUGAAACUUGGGAGGAGGUCGGUUUGGAUCUCAAUACCGAAGACUUUAUACCUGUUGGGCGAUUGGAUGACCGCGAAAUUACCUCAGCACAAGAUGGCAAGCUGAUUAUGAUGCUAUCGCCUUUUGUCUUCCUGCAGGUAUCUCCACAGACUCCAACACUGAAACUGCAAACCUCUGAAGUUGCAUCUGUUCAUUGGAUACCUCUACAAUUCUUCCUAUCUGUUGAGCCGUAUGCUUAUCGACCAAUGAAGAUCAAAUUAAUGAACAAAAUGCCACCACACCUUCGAUCAUUAGCUCCUGUCGCACAAGAAUUGUUUGGCAACAUGGAAGUGCCCGCCAUCGAUCUGCCAGAUGGAAAUUCUUCCUCACCCCCAAGGCUAUGGGGUUUGACGCUUGGAAUGACCAGCCAACUGAUUAGCUUGACAGCUGAAACUACUACCUCAGGGAGGCCUAUCCGGUCGAGAAACGAAAAGAGACUCGCAUUUGUAGAUUUAGAACGCUCUCCUCCAAAAUAUACUUUCCCAGACAUAGCUGCGCUUGUCUGGCUUUUUUUCAAGGUUGGCAUUGCAUGGCAAAAUAUUCGAGGCGUAAGGAAGCGAAGUAAAUUGCGGAUUAAUUCAUGGGCCGAAGAUGCUGAUCUGCCUUUGUAUUAUGCUGCGCUUCGAAAAUCACUGGCUGUUGCUGGCAUUCUCCGCGUAGCCGGAGUCAUGAUCAUUAUCCUCAAGGCGUACAAGCUACUUAAACAUAGACGCGGUGUAAUGGCUUAAUGUGUAAUACAGAUUUGAACACUAGGUAUUGAAGGAGAAGAGAAAUCUAUCGGAUGAUAUAAUGUACUGUACAGUAGAGAAA
Messenger RNA from Umbelopsis ramanniana AG, 1242 nucleotides. RefSeq lists its product as uncharacterized. NCBI's taxonomy places the organism in Eukaryota, Fungi, Mucoromycota, Umbelopsidomycetes, Umbelopsidales, Umbelopsidaceae. The transcript is spliced from 8 exons. The record is from RefSeq and is a predicted model, not a curated record. Gene Ontology annotation, molecular function: coenzyme A diphosphatase activity. Bases 60 to 1160 code for a protein of 366 amino acids.